AUGACGGGGGAAUUCCAAGUUAAAGACGACCAGCUGUUGAGAUAUUUUCACAAAGCUAGCACAAUGGCCAGGAAUUUCCAACCUUUCGUUAUCAAGCACAUCCCGCGAGAAGAGAACUCCCGGGCGGACAUGCUAUCGAAGCUUAGCACCGGUAGGGAGAAAGGGCAACUGACUACUGUCAUCCGACAAGUCUUGACGGAGCCGUCGGUGGAGUGCAUGGCGUUGGGAGCACCUGCCAACAAUGAUUGGCGGGCCGAAAUUAUAAAGCUGAUGGCGGACCAGGAUCAAGGGGUUAGCUUGAGACUGACAGAGGCCAGACGGCUGGCCCGCUACGUCACUAUAGGAGGCGACCUGUACCGAAGAGGAUUCUCUGUCCCCUUGCUGAAAUGCAUAAGUCCAGACCAGGCAGCAUAUGUGUUGGACGAACUCCACAAUGGGAUUUGCGGCCUGCACACGGGAGCGAGGAUGUUACGGGCGAGGGCCCUCAGGGCCGGAUAUUAUUGGCCCACGAUGGAGAGCGACGCCAAAGCGUUCACAGCAAAGUGCGAACGGUGCCAAGCCCACGCAAACAUACCGCAUGCCCCCCCCGCUGAGUUGCGAACUAUUGUAUCGCCAUGGCCGUUCGCCAAGUGGGGGAUGGACAUCGCGGUCGUAACUGAUAAUGGCCGGCAGUUCAUCGAUAAAAAAUUGGAAUCGUUCUUUCAAGGACUAGGAAUCAAGCAUGUCACCAAUUCGGUUGAACACCCCCAGACGAACGGCCAAGCGGAGGCGGCUAACAAGGCGAUUGUGGCCGAGCUUAAAAGGCGAUUGGGCGACAGAAAGGGAACCUGGGUAGAUGAAUUGUUGGAGGUCUUGUGGGCGUACCGUUGCUCCCCGCACAGGACUACCGGGGAAUCCCCGUUCAACUUAACUUAUGGGACUGACGCCAUGUUGCCGGUGGAACUGGGGGAACCGUCGCUACGAAGGCAAAUCCAGGACUUGCAGCUAAACGAGGAGGAAUUGAGGGUCGAGCUGGACUCCGUAGAAGAACGUCGGGAUCGCGCCGUGUUGCACGCGGAGGCCUGUCGGCGGUUGGUGGAGCGGCGGUACAAUACUAAGGUGCGACCAAGGCAUUUCCAAGAGGGCGAUUUAGUAUGGAGAAAAACUGGAGAUGCCAGGAAAGAGCAGGCGCACGGAAAAUUUGCGGCGAAAUGGGACGGCCCAUUUCGGGUGCUAGAAGAUUUACAAAAUGGAGCUUACCGCCUUUCCGCCCCAGGCGGUCGGCCUCUACGAAAUACUUGGAACGCCUCUCACUUGAAGUUUUAUUUCAGUUAA
Messenger RNA from Vigna radiata var. radiata (mung bean), 1314 nucleotides. RefSeq lists its product as uncharacterized. Gene Ontology annotation, molecular function: nucleic acid binding. The record is from RefSeq and is a predicted model, not a curated record. The transcript has 2 exons. Lineage: Eukaryota; Viridiplantae; Streptophyta; Magnoliopsida; Fabales; Fabaceae. Gene Ontology annotation, biological process: DNA integration. Bases 1 to 1314 code for a protein of 437 amino acids.